AUGUCCGCCAGAGACGAUUUCGCCGACUUUGUGAUUCGCUCCGGACGUGUGGUGGAUGGCACGGGGAAGCCCGAAUUUGUGGCAGACGUCGCUAUCAAGGACGGCGUGAUCACCGCAAUCGGACAAGAUAUCCCCGUUCAGGGAAAGCAGGAGUUCGACGCCCGCGGGCUGCUUGUCACGCCCGGAUGGAUUGAUGCGCACACGCACUAUGAUGCACAGUGGUCCUGGGACCCUUACCUGAGUCCCAGCUCCUCCUGUGGGGUUACGACCUGCAUCAUGGGCAACUGCGGCAUCGGCUUCGCUCCAUGCCAAAGUGACCGACGUAAGUUCCUUGCCCAUCUCGUGGAGGCCGUGGAGGAUGUACCGGAGCGGAUCAUUGCAGAAGGGCUUACUUACGACUUCGAGACCUUUGAAGAGUACAUGGACAGCAUCGAGCGCGCGAAGCUUGGUUGCGAUGUCGCGGUGCUUGUGGGGCACACGGCAGUGCGCACCUGGGUGAUGGGAGACAAGGCGAACCUGUCUGACAAGCCAGGAGGCCCAGCACAGAAUCCUCUGAAGGAGCAUGAGAUUGAGGCUAUUGCAGCACUCGUCCUCGAUGCCAUGGCUGUCGGCGCCUUUGGCUUUUCCACGUCGCGGCUGAUGGUGCACCGCGAUCCCGAGGGCACCCUGACGCCGGGCGCAUUGUCCAGUGCAGCUGAGCUGAAAGCCAUAGCGAAAGCUGUGGCAGAUGGCGGCGGGGGCGUGUUCGAGAUGAGUACCGAUUGGAGCUCCUACGAUGACGUUCCUUCUGACAAGGUCGACCAAGAGAAGCUGCGACGGUAUCAGCGAGGAGAGUUUGAAUGGCUCAUGGACAUUGCCCGUCAGCACGGGCGAGAUGUUGCUUUGUCUUUCAACUGCUUCGCCACCCACCCUGUCUUGGGGCUCGUCCAGGCCAUUAACGAGGCCGGGGGAAUAGCACGAGGGCAGUGCGUUGCCCGAGCGCAAGGUCUUCUUCAAUCUUUCGGUUCCCGGGCGCAUCCCUUCACCGUGAGUCCCACCUUUCAGGCCAUCAACAAGCACUGCCAGGAGGCUGGCCUUGAUCUACUGGCAACGCUGAAAAGGUCGGGCAAGCGAGACCAGAUCAUCCACGAAGCGACAACCUUCUUCAACGCAAACCAUACGGGGCCAUAUCGCUACCUCCAGGAGUUCUUUGGGUCUUUCGACGAGCACUUCCCAUGGACACCACACUACGAGCCGAAAAAGGAAACCGACAGCAUUGUGGCUAUCGCAGCAAGAGAAGGUCGGAGUAUUGGCGAGGUGUUCUAUGAUAUCCUGGCCAAUGGAGGAGUUGUGUGGAAGCCGUUCCUUGGCUCUUACGACUGGGAGGGGUACAACUCAACGUGCGCCAGGUUGAACCAUCCGCACAUCAUUCCCGGAUUCGCAGAUGCCGGGGCACAUGGAACUAUAUUCCAGGAUGCUCCAAUCGCAUCCCACAUGCUGUCCUACUUGGCGCGAGACCGCGUCAAGGGUCCGAAGAUGAAUGUGGAGCAGGUGGUCAAGGUGAAUUCGCUUGAGGUUGCCAAUCUCUUCGGCUUAAAAGAUCGUGGGGUCCUGGAGGUGGGCAAGAAGGCGGACAUUAAUGUGAUCGACUUCGAGAGGCUGAGUCUGGGCCAGCCAUAUGUUGCCAGAGACAUGCCUUUGGGACAGGACCGCUGGUUGCAAGAUGUGGAAGGCUACUGCCUCACAUUGCUUGCUGGACAGCCAACCGUGAAGCACGGCCGCUGCACCGGAGCCCUGCCCGGGCGGCUCGUGCGAAACCCACGGCGCAAUGCUGCAGCUUACCAAGGAGUGGCCUGGAAGGUGUCUGGGCAGUUCCAUGGCGGCUUGCCGAAGCAGGAACCGGCCGCGGCUAAAGCAUCUGAUGCCAAGGGUGGAGAAGCACGUUGGAGGAGCGCAGCCGGCUCUGAUGGCCCUCAACUCCUACAGAAGCUGAGUGUUGAGGCUGGGGCCCGCGACGCCCCAAUGGUGUCGGAGCUGGCGGCGCGCAUCUUGGCCCAGGGCACCAAGUUGGGCGACCUCGUCCCGCUCGAAGCCGUCUCAGGCAUGGAACGCACCCUCUGCCUGGCCUUGCUGGGCGUUCUAAAGGAACCUGGCGUGCCUGCAGACGUGGCCGAGGCGGCCCUUGCGUCUGACGUGGGCUGCAGGUUGGCAGAGCAGGCAGAGUCCCCGGCAGACGGGGAGGCGAAGCGCAAAGUGGUUGCGCCCGAUUCGAAGAGCUCGGUGAGCAAAGAUGCGAACCUCCCAGUGUACGUCUGCGAGGUGGCGUACCGAACCACCAAUGACUACAGUGAUCGCUUUGAUCCAGACACGUUGUCAGUGGGAAGCCUUUUGCGCAUGUUCAUGGACACGAGGGAGUACCUGGAUGAUGCUGGGUGGUCCGAGCAAGAUGGGACCUUUGUCCCGCGAGACUCGGUGAGGCUCGACGCGGACCCAGACCAGCAGAGCCUGGUGAGUGUCUCAAGGUACUUCUCGCGGACAUCCAAGUUAGAUGCCUGUGGCGGUGUUCGGGACGUUAUGCACGUGGAAGCCGUCCUUCCCGGCGUGGAAGCCAUGUAUGUCAUGGAGGCGCUUACGAACCCGGAUUACCGGCACUGGAACCCAUCACUCCACGAGGUGACCUUCCGGCGACAUCGGCGGGUUCCCCUCGAAGCCAGCCUCAAGAGCUACUUCUCUCCACAGGAGAUGCAGGUGAAGGGGGGCUAUCGCAGCUUGGCCCGGGACAUGCGGGACUCCAUUGAUGUCGCAGCACAGGUGGCCGAGAUGCCUCUUCCACGAAUCAUACAGAGAGCGGUGGGGCGACGUUUCACUUCGGACUUCAUCGCCGCCCGCUUCGACUGCAAGGCGAGCCGCGGCUUCUCGCUGGCCACCUCGAUUGGCGCCGAGGCCAUAGCCGAGACCGCUGGUGUGAACAAGCCGCAGAAUGUGUGCCUGACAGCGUUAAUGCUCGCUCCCGACGAUACAAAUGGCACACGCGUGCACAUGGUCUCCCACUUUGAUCCCCAGGAGACGAAGAUCAUUCCUUUCCUCUUCGAUGCGUUUUCGCAGGAGAAGAGCGUGGAACAGUGUCCACAGGAGCCUCUCCUGGCACCUGCAGGCAUGUCGAGGUUCGAAGCCGCCGCAAAAAAGGCCGCCGGAGCCGCUGGGGCGGCACCCAAGCCGGCAGCUGCCAAGGCCAAAGCGCCUUCUGUGGUGGCGAAGUCGAAGGCCGCGCCCGCGCCGAAGCUGACCACCCUUGAGGACAAGAAGAAGUUUAUAAAGAUGUGGGACCACAAAAUCGACGACAAAGAGUGCGAGGUGGAAGCUGAGGCAAACAAGAAAGCAAAGAAGGACCUGGAAACUGCGCUGAAGAAGCUGCAGACCGAUGAGCUCUACCUCAAAGUGAAAGAGGAGAUAAAGGAGCAUGAGAUGCAAGCAAAGCGCGAGGCCGAGCGUACGGCGCUGUCGGCAAAGACGGACGCCAAGGCGCAGGCGGCUGCUCCCAAGUCGGACAAGCCCACCGCAGCCAGUGCAGAGGCAGUGGAAGCCUCGGAAGGUGCAAUGAGCGAUCUUGAUGUGGCGCUCGCCAGCAGUGGCAAGGACGCUGCUGGAGCGAAGGCGCAAGCUCUCGCAACGCUCGAGAAGCUGGCGCAAGCCACUCCCUUCGUGCUCCCGAAGCUACCAGCGCUGGUAGAUCUAUUCGCGGACAGCAAGCUCGGCCCUCCAGCCGUUAAGGCUGCCGUGGCCAUCGUUUCCAACAUCCAGCCGAAGGGCCAUGGAGUUGCCAGUGAGGUAAUGCCAGUGCUGCUGAAUGGCAUGCAGGACAAACGAUGGAAAACCAAAGCUGGUUGCAUCGACGUGCUGCUACCAUGCCUGCUGCAGAUGUUUGAUGCGACCCCUGGGCAGCUGGCUGAGUGCCUGCCGCAGAUUCUCACUCGCUUGGCGGAGGCUGCCCUGGAGGUUAGAGCCGAAAUCCGCACUGCCACAGGGGCAGUGCUGCGCGAGAUCGGCAAGCUAGUCGCAAGCCCUGAGAUCAAGAAGCUGUCUCAGGAUCUGGUCACCGCCUUGGCGGAACCAACGAAUCAAAAGCACACCCAGGAUGUGCUUGCGAGGAUGGGCAAUCAGACGUUUAUGUCUCUGAUUGAUGCCGCAUCCCUCUCUCUUCUGAUGCCCAUCGUCGUACGGGGGCUCAGGGAACGAGAGCCUGCCAGUAAGAAGUGGUCUGCGCAGAUCUUCGGAUCGACAUCGCAGCUGGUCCAGAAUGUCGAUUUCAUGAAGCCGUAUUUGCCAAUGGUCGCGCCCAUGUUGGAGCAGGCCCUGUUCGACCCCGUUUCCGAGGUCAAGCGUGAAGCGGCCAAGACCUUCGGAGUCAUGGAGCAGGUUUUGCCUCAAUACUCGCAGCAGAAGUUGCAGCCUUGGCUCUUCGGAAAGUUGCGGGCAGGCAUGGUGACAGCUGGUGGCUGCCGCUGGUGUUGCUGGCAGCCAGCGGCUGAGUGGUGGGGAGCUGGGAGCGGGGUCUGCACCGUGAAUUCCAUCACUGGCGGAGUGCUGACGUGGUCCGUCGGCAUAAUGCAGAUGCUGCUCUUCAACAUCAUUGUGAUGUCUCGGCGGAAGACGUUCUUCAUCGCCCCGCUCAUGCUGAGUAUUGGGUCUCUUUUGGCUGGCUACUUCUAUGUGGAGAUCAUGAAGACAGAAGGCCAACGGGGACUCCUCGCCAAGGCUGGCGUGGAGGACUCACAGUGGCUCGCGAAGGCGCGCGAGUUGGCCAAAGACUGGGGUGUUCUUGGCCUGGUGGCCCUUCAGGUAGUGCCAAUUCCUAUUCCUACCGCAGUCAUCGUGAUUGCGGGGGUUCUCGCCGAGAUGGACGCAUUCAAGAUCCUGGCCACGGUGUUCAUCAGCAAGUUCAUCCAGCUGACGCUUGGAGCAGUCGCCCUGAAGUACGCAAUGGAGCACCAGACCCCCGAAGAGUACAUCCGCCAGCAAAUGGCUGGAAACACGGGCGAGGAAGCAAAGAAGGAUCAGUAG
Symbiodinium natans is the source of this 5040-nucleotide messenger RNA. The record is from the annotation of a GenBank genome assembly. Lineage: Eukaryota; Dinophyceae; Suessiales; Symbiodiniaceae.